AUUAGAAAAGAGGAGUGAGAGGCUUACAUGUAUAUCUGAUUGGACACAAUUUCCUUCACAUAAAUCAAAGACUCAAACAUUAACACUCCAACACCAGCCUCCUUCUUCUGUCCACGCACAUACACGCCGCCGCCUCCUCUGUUACAAUCAACUCUCAUGGCUUCUUCUGCAAUUGCUCCAAAUUCAGCUCCUUUUCUAAAACAGAAAGAGUUGGGUGCUGCUCUCUCUUCUUUCUCGUCAUCACCGGCAUUUUCUGUUCAGAGAUGCAAGAGAACGGUCUCCAAGAAGAUUUGUUCUGUUAUGACUCCGCAGCAAUCGGAACGCAAGCCCGCCACCACUGGCUCGGUCAAGACAGCCAUGACUAUGACCGAAAAGAUUUUUGCUAAGUCUUCUGAGAAAACCCAUUUGAGCCCUGGUGAGAAUGUUUGGGUCAAUGUUGAUGUUUUGAUGACUCAUGAUGUUUGUGGCCCUGGUUCCUUUGGUAUAUUCAAGAAAGAGUUCGGAGAAAAUGCUAAGGUUUGGGACCGUGAAAAGAUUGUGAUCAUACCUGACCAUUAUAUAUUUACAAGUGAUGAACGUGCGAAUCGGAACGUGGAUAUCUUAAGGGAUUUCUGCACUGAACAAAACAUCAAGUACUUUUAUGAUAUUAAAGAUCUGGGCAACUUUAAGGCUAAUCCAGAUUACAAAGGUGUGUGCCAUGUAGCUCUUGCUCAAGAAGGUCAUUGCAGACCUGGAGAGGUCCUGCUAGGUACAGACUCUCAUACCUGCACUGCUGGAGCUUUUGGACAAUUUGCUACUGGAAUCGGGAACACUGAUGCAGGUUUUGUGUUGGGCACUGGCAAGAGUCUGCUUAAGGUGCCACCUACCUUGAAGUUUGUUAUGGAUGGUGAAAUGCCAGAUUAUAUUCUUGCUAAAGAUUUGAUUUUGCAAAUUAUUGGUGAAAUAUCUGUUGCUGGCGCAACAUAUAAAGCUAUGGAAUUUGUCGGCUCCACAGUUGAAAGUUUAAGUAUGGAAGAAAGGAUGACAUUGUGCAACAUGGUUGUCGAAGCCGGGGGAAAGAAUGGUAUAGUUCCUGCAGAUAGCACUACAUACAAGUACCUGGAGGAUAAGACAUCUGUACCCUAUGAGCCUGUGUUUAGUGAUGCUCAAGCAAGGUUUCUUUCUGAGUACAGAUUUGACAUCUCAAAAUUGGAGCCUUUGGUGGCAAAGCCUCAUUCUCCUGAUAAUCGUGCUUUAGCAAGAGAGUGUAGAGACGUGAAAAUUGAUAGAGUCUAUAUCGGAUCUUGUACUGGUGGUAAAACAGAGGAUUUUCUUGCUGCGGCUAAAGUUUUCGUAGCUUCGGGCAAAAAGGUUAAAGUUCCAACAUUCCUUGUCCCAGCUACCCAAAAGGUGUGGAUGGACUUAUAUAGUCUCCCAGUGCCAGGAUCUGGUGGGAAGACUUGCUCCCAGAUAUUUGAAGAAGCUGGUUGCGAUACACCCGCUAGCCCUAGUUGCGGUGCUUGUUUGGGGGGUCCAAAAGACACUUACGCACGCAUGAACGAACCUAAGGUUUGUGUGUCAACAACAAACAGGAACUUCCCAGGCCGAAUGGGACACAAGGAAGGCGAGAUAUAUCUUGCUUCACCGUACACAGCAGCAGCGUCUGCAUUGACCGGCUAUGUCACAGACCCUAGAGACUUCUUACAGUAAGAUGUUCAUAGUCGUCGAGUUGAAUAUGAACUCGAGCCGUAUGCUGUUUUUCCGUGGAGACUAAGGAGGGUAAAGCUUGACUUAGUUUCUUGUCAUAUAUCCAAUUAUUAUGUUUUGUUUAGGACAUCAUUGCUUUAUGAGUCUUGAGUGUAGUCAUUGUUUUGCUGAAUAAAAGUUUACCCUGUUUCGAGUUCUUUCUUGUACUAGGAGAAUUGCUGUUUCUUACUUAUUAGCUAGUAGUACAAUAAUUCUUAUCUUUGAGGCUCAAUACAUAUAUGUAUAUGUAUGUAUACAUAUGUAUAGCAAUGGGAGGACGAGUGAGUGAAGCAUGUUGGUUGGAGGUGUAGCAUUGUAUCCUAUGAACCACUUUUGCCCAAAACACUUAAAUCUCACUCUAAGCAAGAUAUAUAAAUAUGACAUGAAGAAGUUUCUCUUGUGAAA
Messenger RNA from Cannabis sativa, 2130 nucleotides. Its product is annotated as 3-isopropylmalate dehydratase large subunit, chloroplastic. Gene Ontology annotation, biological process: amino acid biosynthetic process. The transcript has 15 exons. Bases 157 to 1689 code for a protein of 510 amino acids. Lineage: Eukaryota; Viridiplantae; Streptophyta; Magnoliopsida; Rosales; Cannabaceae. Gene Ontology annotation, molecular function: 4 iron, 4 sulfur cluster binding; 3-isopropylmalate dehydratase activity. The record is from RefSeq and is a predicted model, not a curated record.